Messenger RNA from Micropterus salmoides (largemouth bass), 1611 nucleotides. Its product is annotated as free fatty acid receptor 3-like. The record is from RefSeq and is a predicted model, not a curated record. Lineage: Eukaryota; Metazoa; Chordata; Actinopteri; Centrarchiformes; Centrarchidae. Gene Ontology annotation, cellular component: plasma membrane. Bases 286 to 1272 code for a protein of 328 amino acids. The transcript has 2 exons. Gene Ontology annotation, molecular function: G protein-coupled receptor activity. Gene Ontology annotation, biological process: G protein-coupled receptor signaling pathway; cellular response to fatty acid.
UUUAAACCGUUGCUGGGAGAUGAUGUUUGGAGAGCAAGGAGAACAAAGAUUGCGUCCAGAAGCUUAUUAAAUUUCCUCUAUUGAAGGAGAGAUAGCAGAUAUUCAGAAGGACAUGCAUAUUUAGUGCAGUCUUGUGAUCUGAUCAAACAGUCUGCUUCCAGGAGGCGAAGCAUGCUGCCAGAGCUCUACAGCACCAGACAUGACAGCCGCACAGUGAUGGAGAGCCUGGUUUUUCAAGCUUGACAGAGUGUCUCAGAGAGUCUGUCCCUGGUGUGAGCAUCCGCCAUGCUGUGCAGUCAGCUGUUGUUUUAUGUCUACAUCCUCACCUUUCUCAUGGGGGUCCCUGCCAACAUCCUGGCCUUCUGCACCUUCUGCCGCAAGGUGCGCCGCAAGGCAGCCCCAAUAGACAUCCUCCUCCUCAACCUCACCAUCUCCGACCUCAUCUUCCUGGCUUUCCUGCCAUUUAAAAUUAAGGAGGCCUCUGAUGACAUGGUCUGGAUGCUGCCUUACCAGCUGUGUCCCUUCAGUGGUUUCAUGUUCUAUGUCACCAUCUACAACAGCACCCUGCUGCUAACAGCUGUGAGUGUGGAGCGCUACCUCGGGGUCGCCUACCCCCUCAGGUACUCCCUGUGCCGCAGACCUCGCUACGCCAUGUGGGCCAGCAUCAUGUUCUGGGUGGUGAGCUCUCUGAACCUCAGCAUCGUCUACAUCAUGCCUUAUGCCCAGUGGAGCAAAGGUGCACACACUGACAACAACAAUGGAAGCACCACCAACAGCCCUCCCCCCACCUGCUACCUGAAUUUCAGCCAAGAAGAGCUCGCCAUCCUUCUACCAGUCCGCCUGGAGCUCUUUCUCGUUCUCUUCUGCAUACCCUUCUUCAUCUGCUGCUUCUGCUACGUCAACUUCAUCCUCAUCCUGUCCCGUCUCCCAAACAUUGGCAGACGCCGGAGGCUGCGUGCCAUUGGUCUGGCACUCGGCACGUUAAUAGUAUUCGCCGUCUGUUUUGGGCCUUACAACGCCUCCCAUGUGGUGGGGUUUGUUCAUCAGGACAGCGAGGGGUGGAGGAACGUAGCAUUGCUCUCCAGCACAUUCAACGCCUGCCUGGAUCCAGUUAUCUUUUACUUCUCCUCAGCGGCUGUAAGAAGCAUGUUAAAUCACUGCUUCAGGAACAUAAUGGCAAAGCUGCACAUCCUGAGGUGUGGAGGGGCUCCUCACAGUCCUCACCAGAGGCCCUUCAAGACUAAAAAAUACAAGGAAGCACCCCUUCCCUGAAAGGUUUGGGGACAUUACCAUUGUAAAUGUGUUUUGAGAGAGUGAAAAAAAAUGUACCAAAUAAAUGUUCCACUCUCACCAUUGAGAGGGGCUUCAAGCUAUUUUUAAUGAACCAAUCACUGUGGCUAGCAACAACUUUAGUGUCAUGUCAGCACCUUUUAUAGGCAACAUUUGCUCCAGAGCUAAAAAGGAAUGCAAUAAACACUUGAGUGAGCAAGUUUAUUUUCUGUUAUUUAUCUGCUGACUCUGUUUUUGUCAAGCAACAACAUUUAAAGCUGACAUUUAUUGGUAUAAGCAUGAGUUAUUUUCAUGUCCAUUAACAUGACAUCACAUAUGUCA